GAAGAAAGGAAAGAGAGAUGGCUGUGAAGAUCGCAAUGCUGGUGCUCGUGUCUUACAUGUUAGUCUCCAUGGCCGCGGCGGCUACAUGCAGCAACAACUACUCGGCGCUGCUACCGUGUGCCGCCGCGACGCGCAGCGCUACGGCGACACCCUCGGCGGCGUGCUGCAAGGUGGUGGAGGGAUUCAAGAGCAAUCCGGCGUGCCUGUGCAGCACCAUCGCCGCAGCAAGGGCCGCGGGAUACAGCAUCAACGAGCACAACGCAGAGAGCAUCCCGACGCGCUGCAAGCUGCACGGAUACACCCCGUGCAGCAAGAAGAACUAACUAGGCUUCUCGCUUUCUCGGAUCUUCCAUGUCGAGAGGAUGAGCUAUUCGUAGAUUAUAGAGAGAAUAAAGAUGAAUAAGAUGGCUUACCAAGGACUAACCCUGAACCUAAUUAACAUGAAGGAACGAAAAGCUACCAAGCGCUUUGUGGAUUACCAGGCGCUGCUCAAGGUACUGUGGUCUACUCUU
Selaginella moellendorffii is the source of this 512-nucleotide messenger RNA. RefSeq names its product non-specific lipid-transfer protein Cw18. NCBI's taxonomy places the organism in Eukaryota, Viridiplantae, Streptophyta, Lycopodiopsida, Selaginellales, Selaginellaceae. Gene Ontology annotation, biological process: systemic acquired resistance. Gene Ontology annotation, molecular function: fatty acid binding. The coding region runs from base 18 to 323 and encodes 101 amino acids. The record is from RefSeq and is a predicted model, not a curated record. The transcript has a single exon.